Dictyostelium purpureum is the source of this 1545-nucleotide messenger RNA. RefSeq lists its product as uncharacterized. Gene Ontology annotation, cellular component: cytosol. NCBI's taxonomy places the organism in Eukaryota, Evosea, Eumycetozoa, Dictyosteliales, Dictyosteliaceae. Gene Ontology annotation, biological process: ubiquitin-dependent protein catabolic process. The record is from RefSeq and is a predicted model, not a curated record. The transcript is spliced from 2 exons. Gene Ontology annotation, molecular function: polyubiquitin modification-dependent protein binding. Bases 1 to 1545 code for a protein of 514 amino acids.
AUGGUAAAAAUUAAUAUUAAAUCUUCAACAGAUAAUAAAUUUGAUGUUGAUGCAGAAUUAAAUAUAACUGUAGCCGAUUUUAAAAAGAUUAUUGCACAAAAAUCAAGUAUUCCAGCAGAUCAACAAAGAAUUAUUUAUUCUGGUAGAGUUUUAAAAGAUCAUCAAACUCUUGAAGAGUUAAAAAUUCAAGAGGGUCAUACAGUACAUUUAGUACGUGGUGGUAAUAGUGCUGCCCCACCUCCACCACAACAACAAGUACCAACACCAAAUAAUACACAACCACAAAGUAUUCCAGGUAUGCCACAACAUAUUAACGAAAUGAUGAACAAUCAAAUGUUUCAAGAUGCAAUAAACUCACCAAUGAUGGAUAGUUUCUUUGAAAAUCCAGAAAUCUUUAGACAGAUGAUAAUGGGAAAUCCAGAAAUGAGAGAAGUUCUUAACAACAAUCCAGAAAUGUCACAUAUUUUCAAUGACCCAAGACAACUUCGUCAAACUUUAGAAAUGAUGAGAAAUCCAGAAUUAAUGAGAGAAAUGAUGAGAAAUGCAGAUAGAGCUAUGAUUAAUAUUGAAAAUCAUCCAGAAGGUUUCAAUUUAUUACGUAGAAUGUAUACUAAUAUUCAAGAACCAUUAAUGAACGCCGCAAAUCAACAAGCAAUGUCUCACAAUCAAACAAACUCAAAUCCUGUUCAAGAAAAUACUGGUCCAAACCCAAACAAUAGUCCAUUACCAAAUCCAUGGUCAUCAUCACCAUCACCAUCAACAACAACAGAAAACAGCAACAAUAGCACAACAGGUACAAACAGAUCCCCAAAUCAACAGACCCCAUUCCCAAAUUUAUUUGGUGGUAAUAGAUCACCACAAUCAAACAAUGGUUCAACAGGAAAUACUAAUAGCAAUACAAAUAAUCCAUUUGGUAAUAUGUUUGGUGGUAUGGGUGGAAUGGGUGGAAUGGGUGGUAAUGGAUUCGGAGGACUCUCACCAGAAUUAAUGAGAAACAUGAUGAGUUCUCCUCAAGUACAAGAAAUGCUCAACAACCCAGCUAUGCUCGAACAAAUGAUAAAUAUGAACCCACAAAUGAGGGAAAUGAUGGAAAGUAACCCACAAAUGAGAGAUAUGUUUAGAAGUCCACAAUUUAUGAAUAUGCUUUCAAAUCCAGAUAAUCUUAACGCAAUGAUGCAAAUACAACAAGCUAUGCAAACUCUUCAAAAUAAUGGUGUUAGCCCAUUUGGUGGUGGUAUGGGUGGUAUGGGUGGUAUGGGUAAUAAUAGUGCUGGUGGUAUGGGUGGUAUGGGUGGAAUGGAUCCAUUCAGUAUGUUAAGUGGUAUGGGUGGUAUGGGUGGUUUUGGUGGCAUGGGUGGUAUGGGUGGUAUGGGUGGUAUGGGUAAUAAUAGUAGUACACAAAAUCAAGAACCACCUGAACAAAGAUAUAGCGUUCAACUUACUCAAUUAGAAGAAUUGGGCUUCACUGACAGAGCUGCAAAUAUUACCGCUUUAACCCAAACUAAUGGAAAUAUUAAUAUGGCCAUUGACCGUUUAUUAAGAUAA